This is a messenger RNA of Lingula anatina, 1949 nucleotides long. Its product is annotated as popeye domain-containing protein 3. Gene Ontology annotation, biological process: regulation of membrane potential; striated muscle cell differentiation; heart development. Gene Ontology annotation, molecular function: cAMP binding. NCBI's taxonomy places the organism in Eukaryota, Metazoa, Brachiopoda, Lingulata, Lingulida, Lingulidae. Gene Ontology annotation, cellular component: sarcolemma. The record is from RefSeq and is a predicted model, not a curated record.
AUUUCCCGGAAAUUUGCUGUAUUUCGCUGAUGUUCAGCUAUACUGUAUUCUUGAUGCUUUGUAUAUAAAUUGGAUACUAAACAUUUGUUGAAUGAUGGAUAAUUCCACAGGAAACUUGACUGAAGCUAGUCUAUUGGAUGGACAUAGCUUCUGCUUUGGUCAGUGGAAGACACCACAUCACAUCUUGUUUCAGAUAGGGCAUGCUGCCCUCCUAGUAGGAUAUCUAGGACCAGAGGGAACUUAUGGGAUUUUAUUUACCCAUAGUAUGCUUGUUCUUGGAUUUUUACUCCUUGCCACAUGGUCCUGGAUAAUUCUCUGUGCUCCAGAUGUGUUCUCCUGGCAUUUCAGUUUCACAGUUAUUAACCUGGUGCAGAUGUUGUUCAUGCUGUACAGACUAAAACCUGUGAAAUUUUCUCAAGAACUAGAGGAGGUUUAUGUCACAUUAUUUCAGCCACUGAAAGUCUCCAGAUCACUGUUCAAGAAACUAAUUAGCCCUGAGCAUGCCACCAUUGCUACCUUACAAGAAGGAGAAGUUUAUGCGACUCAAAAUGUCACCAGGACAAAUAAGUUAGGUCUCCUAGUGUCUGGAAUGAUUACAGUUAUUGCUAAUGGCCAAUUCCUUCAUAAUAUUCAUGAAAAGGAAUUCCUAGAUUCUCCAGAGUUUGAGUCUACUUCCAAUAAAGAGGAUAAAUUUCAGGUGUCUCUCAUUGCCACUGAAUACAGUCGUUGCCUGGUGUGGCAGAGGUCUGCCCUGAAGUACCUGUUGGCCAAGGAGCCAUUCCUGGCACAGGUGUUAUCAGGAGUAGUGGGCAGAGAUGUCACCAAUAAGCUGUAUGCCAUCAACCAAAAGAUAAUGUUGUCAGAUGGGUCCAGAGUGGAUAUUAGGCUUCCCUGCAUCAAUGCCCUCAAGAUUAAAGAAUCUGCCUCGAGGUCCCCAUCUAUCACCAGAUCCAACCAAAGAAUUCAAGGCCCUGACUUCUUGAACACUCAGCUCGUACCACAAAUGGCUAACGGUUCAGCCAGAACAAGAUCCAAAUCAUUUGAUGCAGCAGUACAUCACAAACCUCAUAUUGACCCCCACCGUGCACGUAGCUGGACCGAUUGCCAUAUUCGACCAAACCAACAACAGAGGCGUCGAAGUAGCCAAUUGAGCUUAAUAAGACAAGCCCCAAUGAAUGGCCAUGCCAUGUGGUCUUCUUGCUCUGCAAUGGACAGAAGAUACCUUCAUCCACACAGAAACAGUUGCGAUCAUAUUGGUAUGAUGCAGAGUUAUUUGGCAACCCAGGCCCACGAUCCUCAUCAUGAUGGAACAGACUGUAUGGACCAACACCUGCUCCAUCCUAACAUGUUUGUUCCUUGUCAAUAUGGUGGAUCUGUCAGCAGUUGUUCAGGGAGCCUGAGGUCUCGGAGUAGUAGUCCUAGUGAUGGAAUGUACCGAGAACUCUAUAGCCUACUUCACUAAGUCACAUACAUAAUGCAGUGUAUCAUAUUUAUUGAAAUUGUUGGCUUUUUUGGAUAUAUCAACAUUAUUUUAUUGUUAUUAUUAUUAUUUUCUUUUUUGUAAGCCUGUGAAUCAUUUUUGACUAAGAUGCAAAAAUUGGUGUAACUUAAGAAAUGCAUGCAUACAGAACCACUCAAAAUUGAGAUUUUCUCUUGCUGUACAUGCAAAUGGUAAAAAAUCCAUAUUCCAGUUUACCAAUCCUUGUAAAAUAUUGUUUUCAUUUUUUUUUUUUUUGUUCGUAACUGUGUAUAUGUGGUAGCAAUAUUGAAAUAAAUGUCGCCAUUUUAAGAAACUUUGCCAUAGACUGUAAUUUGUUUGUCAGUGAUUUGAAUCACUAUAUUGUAUGAUAUCUUGAUGCUUACUCAAAUUGUGACUUUGCAAUAUACUAAGUUUUAGCCUUUUUGCUACCAUUUUCAAUGAUUCCUUGAUUCUGGAUCACAAAGCACUU